AUGAUGGAUCUAAGAGGGGCACCGCUCAGCAAGGGGAUCUCCACUCCAAGCGGUUUCGUGCAGUGCAGCGUGCACAAUGUCCGGCGCAAGGCCGAGUGUUGCGAGAUGAAGCCGGUGCUGAACGCGGACAUGGAGGUGAUCGACUACAGAUGCGUCUGCAAGCAGGCCUUCACCUGUAAGUCGGCUAGUGAGCGACAGAGCAGUGAUCUAGCAGGCGGUGCUGUGACUGCGGACGCUCGCAAAAGCGCUCGGAAUGGUGAGAGCAGCGGUGCAACACCGCUCGUCAUAGACGCCAGUAGCACGAGCAUGACGGCUCACUCAGUGCACCAUCACCAUCAAGGGCAGCUCAGUGCCACCGGGGCAGCAGAUAGGAAGGCAGGCAUGGGUACUCUCUUCGCCGUGUCUUUUCACGCUGCCUCGCGCAGCGCACCAGACGCGAGCACCUUUGCUAAAACUACCGUUGUCUCGCCCAAAUCCUUUCCAAGCGACAGGGAAGAUGAGGCCGGCGACAACGACGAGGGAAAGGAUGACGAGAAUGGCGAGGGCACGAGGGGAGACGGGAUGACAAUCAGCGACAGCGACGCCGAUGACGUAGAUGCCCUCGACAACUUACCUUCGUUCACUGCCGGGGCCGCCCCAGCCACCGCCACCGCCGCUGCCGCGUCGCUCCCUACCGCUCCACGAGGACGUUCGCGCUACUACGACUCCGUGCAGAACGCUGGCACCGGCGGCUAUGCACCACCAGCCAAGGUGUGCUGGAGCUGCGGCAUGUCAGGACACGAGAAGCCCGCUUGCCCCAACGCGUUGUGCCGCACCUGCCACCAGAAACGCGGCCCAUACGGGCUACCACACCGAUGCACGCCUGUGGUCACGCCUUCGCCGUUCAUUGUGUGCCCAACGCCAUCUGAGUGGCGUGCGGCAACUCAGAAGACAGCAACCGCAGUGGGGGAGCCGAAGGGUAUGGCAGCCGUGCGCUGUGUGGCCUGCAACGAGUACGGCCACUUCGACUGCUCCACCGUGGUGCUGCCUUCCUCGUACGCCCUGAUUGCCUCGUCGCCCCCUGGCCCUGCCGCGGUGCCGCAGACGGCCACCCCCACCUGUUGCUUCUGUGGUGUCCGCGGGCACACCGUCUUCGGUUGCCUGCAGCGUGAGCACGUCAACCCGGACUACUUUGAGCGGCGCAACCAGCUCGUCGCGGACGCCCUGCGCUGUGGCAGAGGCAAUGCAGCAGCUGGUGUGUCCUUUAACAACAGUGGCGGCAACCUCAGUGGCAGCGGCUACUCCUCGCAGCAGCAAUACCAGCAGCGGUCCUACGGAAGUCCCACAGGCGGGGCACAGUCAUCGUUCUCCUCGCUCACGCGCUACGGCAACAACCGUGACGGUGCUGGUGGUGUCCAGCGCCGUGAGCGAGACUGGCGCGACGAUCGCGGGCAGCGCGGCGGUGGCAACCAGUAUAGCAACAGCCGCCGUGAGGGUGGCGCGUACCACCACAACUCCGGCUGUGUUGAUCGGGAUCAUCAGCGACAGUGCUACGAGUCUCCGUCGCUCUCUCGUACUGGCGGCGGUUAUGCCUCGCCAUCGUUAUCUAUCCCGCGCAGUCGAGACCCUUUUCAAGGAGGUAGACGUGGGCACCACGAGGGGCGAUCGCUUGACAAGUACGGUGGCAGCCGCCACAGCCACUCAGAGGGCGAGCAGGGCGGUGUUGGGUCACGUGGGCAUGGUCAGCGGUCGCAUUAUCCGCAGCAGUCGCAGCACCAUUGCCAUCAAGGCUCGCGGAGUGGCAGCGGCUAUGGUGGAGACAGCGGUCACUACAGCGGUGACAGCCUGUUUUAG
Molecule: messenger RNA, 1833 nt
Organism: Leishmania braziliensis MHOM/BR/75/M2904
Lineage: Eukaryota; Euglenozoa; Kinetoplastea; Trypanosomatida; Trypanosomatidae
Exons: 1
Coding region: 1-1833 (610 amino acids)
Molecular function (GO): nucleic acid binding; zinc ion binding
Source: RefSeq, a predicted model, not a curated record